Molecule: messenger RNA, 6415 nt
Organism: Amphiprion ocellaris (clown anemonefish)
Lineage: Eukaryota; Metazoa; Chordata; Actinopteri; Pomacentridae
Product: paxillin
Exons: 14
Coding region: 225-3902 (1225 amino acids)
Biological process (GO): substrate adhesion-dependent cell spreading; transforming growth factor beta receptor signaling pathway; endothelial cell migration
Source: RefSeq, a predicted model, not a curated record
AGAGGCAGCUGUGCGUUUUUUGUUUUUUUUUUCUUGAGUGUGUUCUUGACUCGUCGAGCAGCAGGAGGACUUGAAAACUUCACCGCCUUCAGCAGGAGACCUUCCACCGGAGAAUUUGGCCGAAUUUUUUUUUUUUUGUCUCCCGGAGCCGAAGCAGCAGGCAGCUUGUUGACCGCCAGAGAAGGACCGGUCCGGUUCUCAGCACUGGAACCAUUUCCGCCAACAUGGAUGAUUUAGAUGCUUUGUUGGCGGACCUUGAGUCCACAACAUCCCACAUCUCCAAGCACCCACUUUUCCUGUCUGACGAGACCGCCUACUCCUUCCCUGUUGGGACUCAGGGCCAGCCAGAAAUCUGCUCUCCUCCCCAAGCACCACCAACUCCCUCUGAGCGAACUCUAAACGGACUUGAUGAAACAGAGUCCUUCAGCUCAGCUCAGAGAAGUCCCUGGUCUAGAGACAGCAGCAGUCCGAGCCAACCCAUUGGUGAAGAGGACCACGUAUACAGUUUCCCUAAUAAGCAGAAGAGUAGUGAGUCAUCAGCUGUUGCCAUGAACUCAUCGUUGGGCAGCAACCUGUCUGAGCUGGACCGCCUGCUGUUGGAGCUGAACGCUGUCCAGCAAAGCACCCCAGUCUUCCCCACAGAAGAAGAAGCAGCUCCACCACUGCCUGCCAGCAGCAUCAUCCACCAUAUCCAGGAAAAUGGAGUCUCCACUGCUGGCAAAGCCGCCCCACCAACACUGGAUAAGCCUAAACGUGGUGCAGCAGCUCGAGGAAUAGAAGAUGUACGACCAAGUGUAGAGAGCCUUCUGGAUGAGCUGGAAAGCUCAGUGCCCUCACCCAUUCCCACACCUUUGGUGGUGUCAGAUGAACAAACAGAUGGACAAGAGGAAACACUAUCACAACAACAAGCCAGAAUGUCUGCUUCCUCUGCCACCAGAGAGCUGGAUGAGCUAAUGGCCUCCCUGUCUGACUUCAAAAUCCAGAGCAAUUCUGGCUCUCAGCUGUCUGUGAAUCAAGAUGCAGUAGACCCUUUAUUUGUUGCUGGUUCACCACUUGUCCAAGCAGUAGCCGAACCAUCUGUAACUCCUCAUAUUGGUUCAGUGGAUACUCUACCACCCUCAAGUUGCACUACUCCCUCCUGUACACCUCUACCACUGGAACUCCACAUUGAUGAAGAUGGUUGUUCAGCCCCCGCAUCGUCACGUAGUUCCACUGUAGUAAUUACAUCAUCAAAGAGCCUUCAGUACUCCCACGUCCAACAGAAGGAUGAUGGUGACACUGUCACUUCUGAGAUCUCACAUGUGGAGAAGGUUACUGUCUCCAGUCCUGUAAAACAUCCUAGUCAUACUGAAGCCAACAGCCCAACACACAUGUCAACUAAUAAAGUGUCUACUAGUGUAGUCUUAAGUCCACUGGGAAAGAGUUUAAGUCCAGUAACUGUUGGCAGAACAUCUAGUCCAGAUCCCGCUGCCAGGAGCUCCAGUCCAGCAGUUGUUUCCAAGAGUCCAGUUACUGUGUCUAAAAACCCCAGUCCCAUUCUUAGAGCUAAGACUCCCAGUUCUCCUGACAUUAAACCUAAAAGCUCGAUCCCUAAAAGUCUCAGUCCUGCUCCCAUAAGUCAUAGUCCACAUGGAUCUACAAAGAGCAAUAGUCCAGUGACGGUGCCAACCACUACAGAAGCAGUGCCAAAGACCGCUAGUCCUGUAACAGUUCUGAGGCUUUCAAGCCCAGUUCCAAAAAGUGCAAGUCCUGUGACAGUCCCCAUUAUCUCUAGUCCGUUAACUGUCCCAAAGAGUGCUAGUCCAGAAAGAGUUCCAAAGUGUGCUAGUCCAGUGACGAUUCCAGUACUUUCAAGUCCACUUCCAAAGAUUGCAAGUCCUGUAACAGUUCCUAGCAUCUCUAGCUCUCCAGUACCUAAAAGCUCUAGUCCUGAAGCAAUGCCAAAUAAUACAACCCCAAUAAUACUUCCUCGGCUUUCAAGUCCAGUAACAGUUUCAAAAAGUGAAACUGCAGUUUCCAAGAGUCCUGCUUCUGUCAUUAAAAAGACAUACACAGUUCCAGGCACCUGUAGUCCCAGAGCUUCUCCAGUUUCACUUCCUGCCAUCCAAUCAAGUAGUCUGUAUGCCACUCCUACCGAUAAUCAGGGAGCCGAAGUAUUGGAUUUGACAUGGCCUUGCCGGGAGCCUUUAAUGGAUGAUGCUUUAGACAAAGUCUUAGCCCCCGACUCCACUCGACCGAGUGAGAACCAGCCGCCAGCUUCGGUUACACCUGGAGAUGAGGACAGAUCUUGGGAGGAGGAAGAUGGAAUUUACCCUGAUCUCAGCCGAGAGGGAACCCUGACACCCAUGACAGAGUCCAGCUGGAUCGACGAGUGCUUCACCCCCUCUACCUGCCCUGGGACACCAGAUGCAACACUGGACCUGCCUCUACAGCAGCCCUCUGCUGUUGAGCGACUAUCUGCUUCUGGUCAACUCAAGUCGGUUAUCCGCCGCACCAAAGAGACUUCCAAUGUGCAUCCGAUGUUUAGGGAGGGAUUGUUGAGACGUAAAAUGGGACCAAUCAUUGUGAAUAAAAGCAACUCACAAGAUCGACUUAUUGAAGAGCUGCAGGGAAAACUGGGGAUUGGACGAGUGGAGCGCAGGCGUAAACAACAGCCAGAUGAUUGGAUGACAGAGGGAGUCAUCGUUAUGUCCAACCCUCAGCGAACACGGGAAGAAGGGAUUCAGCCAUCUGUGGAUAAGAUCAUCAUACCCCCUGAAUCUCCUGUCCCACAGAGAAAAGUCCUCCCCCCUCCCCAGUCUCCCCCAGCACCCAAAAAGCUACCCCUGGUCAAGCAGACUCCUCCGCCACUACCUCCUCCCCCUCCGACUCCCCCUCCACCUCGAGAACCUACCCCUCCACCCCCAAAGGAGCCUACUCCUCCUCCUCCCAGGGAGCCCACACCGCCCCCUGUCCAGCCCCCUCCAUCGCCUAGCCCCCCACCCAAGCCCGUCACGCCUCCCCUGCCUCCCAAGGUCUUUGUAUCAGUGGGUUGUCAGACAGACUAUGACCCCAUCUUCCCACCGAUGCAGAUCCAGUCGCAGGGAAAGACUUCUCCCACUGCUCCCCCUAAACCAGCCAACAAGCUAGACAACAUGCUCGGAAGCCUGCAGUCCGACCUCAACAGACUCGGAGUCCAGACGGUGGCUAAAGGUGUCUGUGGUGCCUGCAAGAAACCGAUUGCUGGACAGGUGGUGACAGCCAUGGGCAGAACGUGGCAUCCUGAGCACUUUGUGUGCACCCACUGUCAGGAGGAGAUCGGCUCCAGGAACUUCUUUGAGCGUGAGGGGCAGCCUUACUGUGAGAAAGACUACCACAGCCUGUUUUCCCCGAGAUGCCACUACUGUAAUGGACCCAUACUGGAUAAAGUAGUGACAGCUUUGGACAAGACUUGGCAUCCGGAGCAUUUCUUCUGUGCCCAGUGUGGAGCCUUUUUUGGACCAGAAGGUUUCCAUGAGAAGGAUGGAAAGGCUUUCUGCAGGAAGGACUACUUUGAUAUGUUUGCCCCUAAAUGUGGUGGUUGUGCCCGUGCCAUCCUCGAGAAUUACAUCUCUGCCCUCAAUUCACUCUGGCACCCUGAAUGCUUUGUGUGCAGGGAGUGCUUCACGCCGUUCAUCAAUGGCAGCUUCUUUGACCACGACGGCCAGCCCUACUGUGAGGCGCACUACCACGAGCGGCGCGGCUCGCUGUGCUCCGGCUGCCAGAAACCAAUCACUGGCCGCUGUAUCACUGCCAUGGGCAAGAAGUUCCACCCAGAGCACUUUGUGUGUGCUUUCUGCCUCAAGCAGCUCAACAAGGGCACCUUCAAAGAGCAGAACGACAAGCCCUACUGCCACGGCUGCUUUGUUAAGCUCUUCAGUUAGACUGCAUGUCUGUGUGCCAAUAUGUGUCUACAUACAUCUACACAUUGAUUUAAAUGUCUAAAUGCAUACGUGGAUGUAUGUGCCCUUACAUGUCUAUGUGAAUCGGUGGUUUUUCAGACAGAGGGCGUCUUUUCGAUCGCAUCAGAAAAAGGGUGAGAGAGGUCUCUGAUUAUUAACUCUUGACACUGAAGGGACUUCCCAACCUCUCAGGCUUGGCAUUUCACACUUUUACUAAAGACAUUUUUUUAACAGAGCCCAAAGAGAUUUUUAUUUAGAGUUUUAUUCCUGCGUGCAACAGGAACAGGAAAGAGAAAAUGCUACUUUGCCCUUGUGUGUGUGUACAUAACAAAGCAUAUGAGAAUCAAGUUAAGAGCCCUGAUUUGUAUAUUGUUUUAUUCCCCCAUUGCAGGGCAAGACCUUGCUUCAUAUGGUGAUGAGCCUAUGUUGACAUAGUUUUAUGCAAAUAUGAGACAGUUGCUUGAUUGCAUGGACCAUGGAGAGUUGACUUUUGAAGUAUGUUGAGUGUUGAAUACUCAGUGCUUGGCCAAUGAGUGUUGAAAAAAAGAUGUAUUUUUCUAGCUUUGGAAACUAUUGAGGUGCCAUUGAAAAUAACCAUGGAAAUGCUCCAUACGUACACAUUGAACCCUUCCUUCACUUCUACUAGUUCAACCUCUUUGCACACUGACAACAAAUCUCUUGAUGAGACCAUCUUAAGGUGCAUUUAUAAGUUAGUGUCAUCAAGAUAUUAAUUCUUAUUUUUCUACGGUUUUCCUAUAAAAAUUAACUCGGAUGUUUUCUCCGUUUCAGCUCACGUUUCAUUCACAUUUGUAUCUCAAUUACUUCCCACUGAAAGUGAAAUCAAAUCAAAAUCUUUUUACCUGUUGUAACUGUUUUUACUUCACUACUGCGACUUAAAUGUGUCAUUUACAUUAAUAAUGUUCAAAUAUAAUGAAACUGCUGCAACUAAUUCUAUCAAAAUGUAGGUCAAUAAGAAUAAUUAAUGUGCUAUUGUUAGAAAUGUUUUCAACCUUUGGUGCAAUUUAUGAGAAAAACAAGCCAAAACAAAGGUGUUUGUCUUUACUCUAAUUUUAAAGUGGAGAUUUUACUGCUGUAUCUACCCACAGUUAUCACACAGAAUAAGUUGAAAGUAAUUUUAUUCAGAAAAAAAUAUGCUUCAUUUCAACAUUCUUUCAAUUUUACUGUUGCUACUUAUAUACAUUUAUCACUGUAUUCAAUCUAUUAAUGAGGCUGCUUAAAGAUAUAAAAUGUGUUUAUGCUUUUCAAAGCAUGCCAAUUUCUUUUACGUGGAGUUUUAUCAGCACCAGCUGCCAUUUGCUGUUACAAUCAAAAUCUAAAUUUGUAUACCUGUAAUACACUCAACUUUGUGACAGAACUGUGUUUUGUCACUGUUUUGAUGAAAAUAUAUAUAUUUUUGAGCUGUACACUGAUAUGCAAAGAGCUGGCUCUAUUGGCAUGUAGCCUAACAGUAGUUUACCCUGGUCUCAUUCCUACACACACACACACACACACACACACACACACACGUACCAGCUUAGAUUCCAGUGUGUCAGAUGUUCAAGGAAACGCAGUCUUCGAUAUGUUUUUACUAUGAAUCAUGAGCUGUGAUCCUGCUGUCUGAAUGGUGUCAGUGCAAAGCUCACUGACGGAAGCUGGAUGUUAGCGUUAGCUGGUCAGGAAUCAGAAUACGACACCAAGCCAGGGCCAAGCCUUUAGCAAAAUAUAUCAAUAACUCAUCUUACUUUGACUUGUAGCUGUUUUUGCCUUAUAUGAUACAUUGCGUGGGUUUGUUUGUUUUUGGAACGAUACUGCUUGUCUUUAAUUUUGAUCCCUGUGUGUGCAAGGAGUUAAUACACAAUAUCCACCUUCAGAUUGUUUUGAAUUUGAGAAGAUAUUCCUUGUGUUCUUGUGCCAAAUGUGUCAAUGCAAUAAGGUCUUAUACACUGUGGAGCUCUCAGCCUUUCCUGUUAUUUGACUCUUUUCAGGCUGAGCUCUGGGAGAGGCUUCAUCUGCUGUGGUGCAUCUUAACUCCAAACUAUACACUGUAAUAGACAAGCCAAUGAGAAACCCGCUGUACUGAGUCAUUCAGCAGACAGUGUAGUGUUCACUUGUAGCGUAUUCAGAUUUAAUGGCAUGUAGCAGGGGGAAUGUGGGUGUUGGAAAAGACUUCAGCAUUUGCUUCAUCGGUUCAACUGUGCGCCUGUGGAAAAAAUAAACAGGAAUUAAGUUCAUUUUGAUCAUGUAUAUUUAUCUUCUUACUGCCUUAUAGUUUCUGCUUCUGUCAAAGAAUUCAUGAAAAAAAAUCACAGCCUUUUACAGUUAAUGUGAUUAAGUGAACUUUGUAAAUGGAGACAUAUUCAUGUGAUCUUUUCCUAUUUGAAUUUACCCAUGAGCCAUAACUUUUUCUGGCUCUAAGUGUGGAUGAGGUGUAAGCCUAUGUGGCUGAUGAUUACACACUGAUGAAUAUAACUUCUGCAAAUAAAAUAUAAAGUGUU